Odobenus rosmarus divergens (Pacific walrus) is the source of this 1764-nucleotide messenger RNA. RefSeq names its product interleukin 4 induced 1 (gene IL4I1). Gene Ontology annotation, biological process: amino acid catabolic process. The record is from RefSeq and is a predicted model, not a curated record. Bases 34 to 1752 code for a protein of 572 amino acids. NCBI's taxonomy places the organism in Eukaryota, Metazoa, Chordata, Mammalia, Carnivora, Odobenidae. Gene Ontology annotation, molecular function: L-amino-acid oxidase activity; polyamine oxidase activity. The transcript has 7 exons.
GAUGACUUCUGUCCCAGGCUAACCAGAAAGGCCAUGGGCGCUGAAAGAGCCCCCCAGAGCCAGCCAUGCUCCCGGUACCUUCUCGUCCUGGUCUCCAUCUUCCUCAGCCUGGUGGCCUCCCUGGAUUGGAAGACUUCCCACAGCCAGGAUCCCUUUGAAAAAUGUAUGCAUGAUCCUGACUACGAGGUGCUGCUCAAGGUUGUGACCUUGGGCCUCAAUCGGACCUCGAAGCCUCAGAGGGUGAUUGUGGUUGGUGCUGGUGCAGCUGGGCUGGUAGCUGCCAAGGUGCUCAGUGAUGCGGGACACAAGGUCACCAUCCUGGAGGCAGACAAUAGGAUCGGGGGCCGCAUCUUCACCUACCGGGACCGGAAGACGGGCUGGAUUGGGGAGCUGGGAGCCAUGCGCAUGCCCAGCUCGCACAGGAUCCUCCACGAGCUCUGCAAGAGCCUGGGGCUCAACCUGACCAAAUUCACUCAGUACGAUGAGAACACGUGGAUAGAAGUGAACAACCUGAAGCUGCGGAACUAUGUGGUGGAGAAGAUGCCUGAGAAGCUGGGCUACAAACUGCACCCCAGGGAGAAGGGCCAUUCACCCGAAGAAAUCUACCAGAUGGCUCUCAACCGGGCCCUCAAGGAUCUCAAGACACUGGGUUGCAGAAAGGCAAUGAAGAAGUUUGAAAGGCACACGCUCCUGGAAUACCUCCUCGGGGAGGGGAACCUGAGCCAGCCGGCCGUGCGGCUCCUGGGAGACGUGAUGUCCAAGGACGGCUUCUUCUAUCUCAGCUUCGCCGAGGCCCUAAGGGCCCACAGCUGCCUCAGCGACCGGCUCCGGUACAGCCGCAUCGUGGGCGGCUGGGACCUGCUGCCGCGCGCGCUGCUGAGCUCGCUGUCCGGGCCGGUGCUGCUGCACGCGCCCGUCGUGGCGAUAACGCAGGGGACGCACGAUGUGCACGUGCACAUCGCCAGCUCGCGCAGGGCCCGGAGUCUGAAGGCCAUGACCGCCGACGUGGUGCUGCUGACGGCGAGCGGGCCGGCGCUGCAGCGCAUUACCUUCUCGCCGCCGCUGUCGCGCAGGCGGCAGGAGGCGCUGCGCGCUCUGCACUACGUGCCGGCCACCAAGGUGUUCCUGAGCUUCCGCCGGCCCUUCUGGCACGACGAGCACAUCGAGGGCGGCCACUCGAGCACCAACCGCCCGUCGCGCGUGAUAUUCUACCCGCCGCCUGGCGAGGGCGCGCUGCUGCUAGCCUCGUACACGUGGUCGGACGCUGCGGCCUCGUUCGCCGGCCUGAGCCCGGAAGACGCUAUGCGCGUGGCGCUCGACGACGUGGCGGCGCUGCACGGGCCCACCGUGUACCGGCUGUGGGACGGCAGCGGCAUCGUCAAACGCUGGGCCGAGGACCCGCAUAGCCAGGGCGGCUUCGUGGUGCAGCCGCCGCUGCUCUGGCGUGAAGACAAGGAAGAGGGGCCGGACUACGACUGGGCGGUCCCCUACGGCCGCAUCUACUUCGCGGGUGAGCACACGGCCUACCCGCACGGCUGGGUGGAGACCGCUGUCAAGUCGGCGCUGCGUGCGGCGGUGUUGAUCAACAGCCGAGAGGAGCACAUGUGGGUCGGCAGCGACACCGAGGAUGGGGUUGUGCGCCUGGCGCCCAGCCGUCCCCGCUGCGAGUUCGAAGAGGGUGAUGUCACCCCCUCCACGGCUGCACAAAGGAUAACCGCUCAGCACACCACCCACAAGAGCCCCGAGCAUUAAAAGUAUUUUCAG